AUGCGUUUGCUGCGCGCAGCUCAUUUCGCGAUGUCAAAGCUCCAGGAUUCUAGGGAACUUUUGAACAAUUUGAGAGCGUACUGCACACGAUGGGGUAGCAACAGCUUCGACUUUGGUGAGUACAAUGACUUGGAUAGGAACCAAGCCGUGAAGGGCAGCGCACUUGCGCAGAACGCCCAAUACUUGGAAGCAUUUCUCAAAGCUGGCUACGCCAAGGCCAGUCUUGUGACAAUGAGGAACACUUUGCGGCUUUUGGAAUCUCAUUUCCUGGGCAAGUUCAAAGUGAAUCCUACGGAAAAAUCAUUUGAGGAUUUCCUGGCCUUCCUUUGCAGGCGAAGUAACUGCAUGCUGAGCCAUUUGCGCAGAUUGGUCAAUGAGGAGAAAAUGAAUACUUGUGUCCGUGGUCUUGCGGACCCCAAAGAUGCAGAUACUUUGCACAGUUUGUUGCAGCUGCUCAAUGAGGUCGUAGUUCCUUCUCCUUCCCCUUCACCUGGAGAAGCGCCAACGGAAGAGGUAGCAAAAGAAGGGCAGGACCCCCGCACGUACCCCACCUAUGAGAGUCUGGUGCGAUCACCUAGCUCUAUGCCUGCCAGUGAUUCGCCAGGUGCAGCUCCCAGCAGCGAUGAUGACAAUGCGCCUCGCAGUGCUUUGCAGCAAGCUCGAAAUCGCCAGGGCAAACUCCCGGGAACAAGAGGAAGCACGAAGGAGAAGACCAAACAGAUGAGAAAGCCGGCUGCUGCCAAGCCUCCCGCAGCUGAGGCAGCUGACCCUGCCAAAUCUCCUUACCGCGUGGGGAAAUUUUCACACAAAGGCUAUGUCCAAGUCUUUGACACGGACUCCAAUGCUUGGAAGCUGUUGGUGAACGUGGACUACACCAAUUGCUCAGAAGAAUGGAAGAGUAAAUGCCACGAAGUGUUGGACAAGCUACUAGCUUAUGUGCAGAACAAGCCGGAGUCCACUAAGGAAGAGCUGCGCAGCAAAAGAAAUGAUUGGCUGCAGGCUGCUGAACAUGGCGAUGUGGCUUCAUCCAGGAAACGACCCGCGGCUUCUUCACUUCGUCCGAAGAAAGCCAGUCGCAAAGCUCACAAGCUGAAGUCCAAGGACGAUCCUGAGAUGCCGGCUCUGAAGCCGAAAAAGAGCAAAUGCCAUGUCGCGCCACGAAAGCGCAAAGCUGUGGACAAGACACCCACUGCUUGGAAAAGAGCCGCUGACAAGCUUGUGGCUUGCCACUGCACCCUCUUGAGCCUACUUGCUUUUGCGAUGCCCUACCUCACUGUCAGCGGCCAGGAGGAUGAGAUUCAGAGCUUGGAACUGUUUGCUGGAAAGCAGGCCAUCAGUCGUCAGACCCAGAAAUUCGGUUUUCGAGCUGUGGCCCUUGACAAGACCUACAGUGAUAGCCCCAUCAUGGACCUGACUACGAUGGAUGGUUUCAAGCAUGCGUUGUCUUUGGCCAUGCGUUUAGGCAUAGCUUGCACAUGCUGGGCGGCGCCAGUUUGCAGUAGCUGGGUAUGGGUCUCAAGAUCCAGCACAGGCCGCAGAGCCACCUGUCCCGAAGGCAACCUGAGUUGUCUGUCGGUGAGAGAAGGAAAUCUACAAGUGAAACUCACCGUGACUGUUCUGCCGGUCGCUUUCCUGCGUGGUGCGUUUGUGUACGUGGAGCAGCCUUGCAGUAGCCUCAUGUCUUUGUACGAACCAAUGAAAAGCUUCAUAGAACUCAUUGGAAAGCAGAGAUGCCGAGUUGCUCUUGGGGCCUAUGGAGCUGACAGACGUGUGCCUUACACUACGUGGCUCCAACAGCAGCUACUCAAUGAGUCGUUUGGCGCCAACAUUCACGUACAUCCCAGUGCAGUGCCUAUGGCCCCAGGGCUUGCACCGCAGAUGGUACCCAUGCAGCCGUGUGGUUUGAUGAGCCCGCAUCCAAUGCAUAUGCCCGUGGGACUUGUUCCUCAAGCUGUGUUUCAGCAGCAAGAAGCAGUGCCAACGCCUCCUUGGAGGGCAGAUACCAGUCCUUCGUUUCUUGCCGCUACCAAUGCUCCUGCGCCUGCAGCUCAUGGUGUUGGACACGGCGCUAUGCCUGCGGACGCUCCUGCUCCAGACAUUCCAAAGACGGAUGACAAGAACUGGUGGUGGGAUGGGCAGAAAUACCGCCCUUGGUCUCGCGGUUCCGGUGCCAAACAAGGCAGUGCAUACGCCAGGAACGGUGGCAAAGACACUGGUGGUGAGAAGGAGAUCGACUGGAUGGGCGAUGAUGAAGCGCCCCCAUAUGCCGAAGCAGACUCCAAUGACGAGAUGCCUGGUGGCGCUGCUGGUACUACCCCCAAGGCUUCCCCAAUGGUGCCUCCUGGAGAAGCUACGACCACGGCCCCCGACAAUGAGCGCUUGAGUGUUGCUCCGUUUGUGGCAGGGAAUGUGCCUGAGCCGAAGGCCAAAGCUGCUCCGAAGACGAGAUUGAAGAAGACGGGCGGGACGAAGAAGAAGACUGGUCUCAAGGUCAAGAAGUAG
Cladocopium goreaui is the source of this 2502-nucleotide messenger RNA. The record is from the annotation of a GenBank genome assembly. NCBI's taxonomy places the organism in Eukaryota, Dinophyceae, Suessiales, Symbiodiniaceae.